AUGGAAACGACCUGGGCUUUCUCUUACCAUACUGUCACCGAACUCUCUCUUACUGUUAUGGAUAUCCUUUAUGAUCAGAUUGUUCUAUUUGGUGACUCCAUCACUCAAUUUAGCUUUGAGACCAAACAUAAAGGAUGGGGUGCUUCCCUUGCUGAUGCUUAUCAAAAAAGAGCGGAUGUUUUGAAUCGUGGAUUUGGAGGGUAUAACUCAAAGUGGGCGGUUCCAAUAUUAAACCAAAUGAUCCCACAGAAGGUAGACCCUUCGCAGCGGGCUAAGAUUCGACUAGUCAUCCUUUUCUUUGGUGCAAAUGAUUCAGCAAAAGCUGGCACCUUUCAAUAUGUUCCCAUCGAUGAAUACGCAACCAAUCUAUCCAUGAUGAUCAAGCGAAUUGAUCAAUACAGCGCUGAUACCCGAAUCGUCGUGAUCACCACACCACCCGUCAACGAAGACCAGUGGCAUAAAGCCAGUGAACAAGGGGGUCCUGAUUUGCGUCGUUCCAACACCGUGACCAAAGCAUAUGCGGAAGCAGCAAAGGAGGUGGCUCUAGCAUACAACGUGCCUUGCGUUGACCUUUGGUCUGAGAUUAUGAAUUUGGCGCAGGAUGGUUUGAAAGAUGGCUCGUCAGAUACAAUCUCACAUAAGCGAGAUCUGUCUGAGUUCAUGAGUGACGGCCUGCAUCUGGGAACUCUAGGUUGUCAAGUCCUAUUCGAUGCAUUAAUGAACACUAUCAAGGCGAAUUUUCCUGAAUUGAAUCCAGACACCUGGCCUGAGCAGUUAGCAGAAUUUUGGGAGGCGCCCAGAGAAGACUAUGAAAGUACUCUUAUAUUCAGAAAAUAA
Messenger RNA from Umbelopsis ramanniana AG, 837 nucleotides. RefSeq lists its product as uncharacterized. The transcript has 5 exons. The coding region runs from base 1 to 837 and encodes 278 amino acids. The record is from RefSeq and is a predicted model, not a curated record. Lineage: Eukaryota; Fungi; Mucoromycota; Umbelopsidomycetes; Umbelopsidales; Umbelopsidaceae.